Prunus armeniaca (apricot) is the source of this 498-nucleotide messenger RNA. Lineage: Eukaryota; Viridiplantae; Streptophyta; Magnoliopsida; Rosales; Rosaceae. The record is from the annotation of a GenBank genome assembly.
AUGGAGCUAUCUUUGAUAGGACUUCAGAAUGCUGGAAAGACCUCUCUUGUAAAUGUUGUUGCAACGGGCGGAUACAGCGAAGACAUGAUUCCUACGGUAGGAUUCAAUAUGAAGAAGGUAACCAAAGGGAAUGUUACGAUAAAGUUGUGGGAUCUUGGAGGUCAACCCAGGUUCCGUAGCAUGUGGGAGCGAUACUGUCGUGCCGUUUCUGCUAUAGUUUAUGUUGUUGAUGCUGCGGAUCCAGAUAACUUGAGCGUCUCAAAAAGUGAACUUCAUGAUUUGCUGAGCAAAAGCUCACUAAGUGGGAUCCCGUUGCUGGUCCUGGGCAACAAGAUUGACAAGCCGGGGGCUCUGAGUAAACAGGCUUUGACUGAUGAAAUGGGACUGAAGUCAAUUACUGAUAGAGAAGUUUGCUGCUUCAUGAUCUCAUGCAAGAAUUCAACCAACAUUGACUCGGUUAUCGAUUGGCUUGUAAAGCAUUCCAAAUCAAAAAGCUGA